Cicer arietinum (chickpea) is the source of this 1881-nucleotide messenger RNA. RefSeq names its product phosphatidylinositol N-acetylglucosaminyltransferase subunit A-like. NCBI's taxonomy places the organism in Eukaryota, Viridiplantae, Streptophyta, Magnoliopsida, Fabales, Fabaceae. The record is from RefSeq and is a predicted model, not a curated record. Gene Ontology annotation, cellular component: glycosylphosphatidylinositol-N-acetylglucosaminyltransferase (GPI-GnT) complex. Gene Ontology annotation, molecular function: phosphatidylinositol N-acetylglucosaminyltransferase activity. Gene Ontology annotation, biological process: GPI anchor biosynthetic process.
CCUUAAUCGGGUGGGGAGCAGAAACAUCGAAUUAUUGCAGUGAUGACGCGAAAAUGAAUUUCAAAUUUUGAUUGAUAAUAACAAAACAAACAACUCAAAAGGGAAAAAAAUUAAUUUAAUUGCAGACCCAAUUAAUUAUUAACGUCUUUCACAUUCUCAUUCGUAGCAAUUUCAUGAGUGCAACCAUUUGGUUUUGGCGUGGUUGUGGUGAAUGUGAUGGGUGGUCGUGAUUCAGCACUUCAAAACCAGAAGCAUUCGAUUCUGAUGGUCUCCGAUUUUUUCUAUCCUAACUUUGGUGGCGUCGAGAAUCACAUCUAUUACCUCUCCCAAUGCUUGCUCAACUUAGGCCACAAGGUGGUGGUUGUAACUCAUGCUUAUGGAAAACGGUCUGGGGUUAGAUACAUGACAGGUGGUUUGAAAGUGUACUAUAUUCCAUGGAGACCAUUCUUUAAUCAGAAUACAUUUCCAACCUUGUAUGGGAUACUACCCAUUAUAAGAACAAUUCUCAUUAGAGAAAGAAUUAACAUAGUACAUGGGCAUCAAACCUUUUCAACACUUUGUCAUAACGCCCUUAUGCAUGCUAGAAUCAUGGGAUACAAGGUUGUGUUUACCGAUCAUUCGUUGACUGGUUUUGCUGACUCUGGAAGUAUCCACAUGAACAAGGUGUUGCAGUUUACCUUGGCAGAUGUGAGUCAAGCCAUCUGUGUUUCCCAUACAAGCAAGGAAAACACAGUUUUGAGGUCAGAUUUGGCGCCAGAGAAGGUUUUUGUAAUACCUAAUGCUGUUGACACUGCUAUGUUUAAGCCAGCAUUGGAGCGUCCUAGCAGAACAGAAAUCAUUAUUGUUGUUAUCAGUCGGUUGGUUUACCGGAAAGGGGCAGAUUUGCUUGUUGAGGUCAUUCCAGAAGUGUGCCGAUUGCAUCCUAAUGUUCGUUUCAUUGUUGGAGGUGAUGGCUCUAAGCGCGUGCGGUUGGAAGAGAUGAGAGAAAAGCAUUCUCUUCAAGAUCGAGUUGAUUUGUUGGGAGCUGUACCACAUGCACAAGUCCGAUCUGUUCUAAUAUCUGGGCAUAUUUUCUUAAACAGUUCCUUAACAGAAGCAUUUUGCAUGGCCAUAUUAGAGGCUGCUAGUUGUGGAUUGUUAACAGUCAGCACACGCGUCGGAGGUGUUCCUGAGGUUUUACCAGAUGACAUGAUUGUUUUGGCGGAACCUGAUCCAAGUGAUAUGGUGAAAGCAAUAUCAAAGGCGAUAACUAUGCUGCCUAAAAUUGAUCCUCAAGUCAUGCACAAUCGAAUGAGGGAACUCUAUAGCUGGCAUGAUGUUGCUAAAAGGACCGAAAUUGUAUAUGAUCGUGCUUUGAAGUGUUCAGAUCAAAAUCUACUUGAACGUCUCUCGCGAUACCUCUCUUGUGGAGCAUGGGCAGGAAAAAUCUUUUGCUUGGUUAUGAUCUUCAGUUUUAUGUUAUGGCAUCUACUGGAACUAUGGGAGCCCGCAGAUGAUAUUGAGGAGGCGCCGGAUCUUAUUCUCUCACGCAACUGUGUUGAAUUGGAGAGAUGUUGCAGAAAACUCAACAAUCCAGAAAAUCAGAAGAAUAGCAGUGAUACUAUAUGAUGAUGAUAACAAUAAUAUUUAUAGGAAAAUAGUAUAUUAUGUUGUAUAGGAAAUUAGUAAGGUGAGUACUCUGCUUCCUUAAAAUUAGUAAGGAAAUCAGUGAUGCCUUUAUUUGCAGAGGAUCCUAAAUUUAUUCAAGGGUCUUUGUUUUUUCUUUACUGAUUACGAGGUGUAAACAACAACAUAAAAUAUAACAGUGCAUUAAGUUUGCCGAGAGAGAAAAAGAAUGCAUUGGUUUUCACUGAAUUAUUGAAGAAGUUUUUUUAUUUUUUA